UUGAUAAGGAGCGCCGAGUCCAAAGAAAGGCGUAAAGGCGACUCCUCCUCUUCUUUUUGACUCACAUGUGUGCAGCCUCUUUGGCAGGAGACUACAGAGAGAGGAGAAAAACUCUCCAAUUACAUUUUUUUGGUAAAUCUGUCACAUGUAAGCUUUGACAUCACACCUCGGACUGUCGAACCCGACGGACAGCAAGGAAGCUUCACUUUGGGGGGGCUGCAGAGUAACUUUUUUAUUCUACAUUUUUAAAAUUCACUCCCUGGCGAGGCGGAGGUGCAGCAUAGAUGGUACUUUUAUGUAAAGGAGAAAAAUUAAUCGACGCAUAAAUCAAUGCUGGCAAUUGUCAAUCACCUGAUGAAGGAGAAUGAAUUAGAUCCGGAUAAGAACACGGGUUCUUGCCUCCCCGAUUUUCGGAUUUUUAACUUCAAUAAAAGGGAAACAUCCUGGACUUUAUUGCAUUCUUUUCUCCUCUGAUGGACAUCUUGGCUUAUAGAACCGAAGAGAACAGUUACAACAUCCUCCCAUCGGCGGCGACGAUGCUCUUCCACGGCCUUCCCGGAGGGGACGUGCACGGCGUGGUGGAGGAGAUGGACCGGAGAGGAAAGAGCGAGUCGGCCAUCAGCUCCGCCAUCGACAUGGGAGAGACGGAGACGGCCGUGCCGUGCAUGACCACGGAGCGAGUGGCUCUGUGCGCCGGCUGCGGCCGAAAGAUCUCGGACCGGUACUACCUGCUGGCCGUGGACAAGCAAUGGCACAUGCGAUGCCUCAAGUGCUGCGAGUGCAAACUCAACCUGGAGUCUGAGCUCACCUGCUUCAGCAAGGACGGCAGCAUCUACUGCAAGGAGGACUACUACAGAAGAUUUUCGGUGCAGAGAUGCGCUCGAUGCCACCUGGGCAUCUCGGCCUCGGAGAUGGUGAUGCGGGCCCGGGACCUGGUCUACCACCUCAACUGCUUCACCUGCUCCACCUGCAGCAAGAUGCUCACCACCGGGGACCACUUUGGCAUGAAGGACAGUCUGGUCUACUGUCGGCUGCACUUUGAGACUCUCAUCCAGGGGGACUACCAGGCACAUUUUAACCACGCGGACGUGCUGCCGCACAAAGGCUUGGGACCCGCCAACACGCUCGGACUAUCCUACUUCAACGGCGUGGGGACGGUACAGAAAGGCCGGCCCAGGAAGAGGAAGAGCCCAGGGCCCGGUUCGGAGCUGGCAGCCUACAACGCAGCACUGAGCUGCAACGAGAAUGACAGCGAGUCCAUGGACCGGGACUCCCAGUACAGCUCCAGUCAGAAGACCAAGCGCAUGAGGACGUCCUUUAAGCACCACCAGCUCAGGACCAUGAAGUCCUACUUUGCCAUCAACCACAACCCAGACGCCAAGGACCUCAAGCAGCUCGCCCAGAAGACAGGCCUCACCAAGCGGGUUUUACAGGUGUGGUUCCAGAAUGCUCGGGCCAAAUUCAGGAGGAAUCUUCUGCGGCAAGAAAGCACUGGUGCGGACAAGACAUCCGACGGUUCCACGCUGCAGGGGGGGACACCGUCGGGCCCAGCCUCUGAGAUCUCCAACGCCUCCAUGAGCCCUUCCAGCACCCCCACCACGCUGACAGACUUGACUAACCCCACCAUGCCCACGGUCACCUCCGUGCUCACCUCAGUGGCGGGUGGCAUGGACGUCCACGAAUGCCGGAGCCCGUCGCAGACCACACUGACAAGCCUUUUCUGAUGGACAAUACCUUGACUACAACCCCCUGUCUGCUACAACCUGCUGAAUCUAGCCGAGUCCUUUGAACAUGAAGAUUAGAAAAGCAAAAACGAUACCACAAAAGUCUGCUUUCGCCCGUUGGAGACUAUUUGCAGAGUGAGGCAGCCAAGCCUCACAGAUGGAACUGUUGUUGUUAUUUAGAUGUUGUUGUCUUGUUGAGAACUGAGCAGACUUGAUUUGCAUUUUUCAAUGUUUACAGAAAGAGACU
This is a messenger RNA of Dunckerocampus dactyliophorus (ringed pipefish), 1971 nucleotides long. RefSeq names its product LIM homeobox 2b (gene lhx2b). Gene Ontology annotation, cellular component: nucleus. The record is from RefSeq and is a predicted model, not a curated record. Lineage: Eukaryota; Metazoa; Chordata; Actinopteri; Syngnathiformes; Syngnathidae. Bases 474 to 1724 code for a protein of 416 amino acids. Gene Ontology annotation, molecular function: DNA-binding transcription factor activity, RNA polymerase II-specific; RNA polymerase II transcription regulatory region sequence-specific DNA binding. The transcript is spliced from 5 exons. Gene Ontology annotation, biological process: regulation of transcription by RNA polymerase II; neuron differentiation.